Messenger RNA from Talaromyces atroroseus, 525 nucleotides. RefSeq lists its product as hypothetical. The transcript has 3 exons. Lineage: Eukaryota; Fungi; Ascomycota; Eurotiomycetes; Eurotiales; Trichocomaceae. The record is from RefSeq and is a predicted model, not a curated record. Bases 1 to 525 code for a protein of 174 amino acids.
AUGACGGCGGUGGAUGAGUUCUUCGAGUCACUUUCCAAAACAACAGCGGCACUUGACCGAGAUAAGUCAUUCCUCAAUGCAAAACAGUACAGCAACCUCCUGUCUGCCUUUAUCCUCAUUCGGCAUGGUCACACGAGUGCAGGUGCCUCACGAGCUACAUCAAGCAGAUAUAAUCGUGCUCAGCAACAUCUCAGAAAUGCAUUGUCUCUUGGCAACGGCCAUCUAAAGCAUGAUGAUCUAUUCCCCCGACUUGAAACCUGGUUCAAGGACCAUCCAGUGUCAAAGACGCUAGAGUCAUUAGCAUUGCGCCAGAUUGAUCUUGUGCAAAAAGAUAUUGAUGCUGGACAUCUAGGCCCUAAGCGGAAGCAACGGCGAGCACAGAAACCCGUCCGUCAAGAAAAGUCCCGGACUUCACCACAAGAUACUUCGGAUCUAAGCGACACCCUACUAGCGCGACAGAAUCCAGAUCUACGAUCACCACACAGAGAGCUAGAAAGUCCUCAAAAUCCAGGUUCGAAUAUCUAG